AUGGGUCGGAAGAAGAAGGAGGUGAAUGAUGGGAAGCAGACGCUGAAGCAAGCAAAGGCAGCAUUCAAGGCCCGAGGCUCGACCUUCGUCAGCGAUACCGAGAAGCGUCAACUCGAACGCGGCGCCAUCUUGUUGCAGCGUGCAGAGCGCAUCAAGGACUCGGAAACGCGUCGCAAAGAAGUGCAGAAGAAGAAGUCAAUCCAAGACACCAAACCCACAAAGUCCUGCCUUCUGGGAACCCAACGCGUCAACGACAAGUUUGGCUAUGCGAGGAGUCAAUUCCAUCUCGGCGCCUUCUUGAAGCCCAAAGCUCCUGGUCCCGCCCCUUUGCCGGCUCAAGAAGAGAGAACAUCGCAAGAGCCCUGGGAGCAUGACGGCGUAGACGAUGACACUCUACUCGAUCUCGCCGGCGAAUCACCAGUCACAACCUUGAAAGGACCAUCUGCACAGACACCAUCACGGGCGACUCCUACUAAGGGUCCUGCCAAUGUGGAGCUUCUAUCUCCCUCGACGACCGACGACUUCGGAAGCUGGGAUGAUUUUCUCGAACGCAGCUCGCAGUUAGCACGAGACCUCUCUGUUGACCAGAAGCCAACACCUCCAACAACGCGCUCUUUCGACCGCAUAUCGUCCUUUACGUCCGCCGACUUUGACCUCUCGGUGGACGAUCUUGAAGAGUUGGAUUGGGCAGUCGAGAACAUAGCUUCACAGAAUAAUUCAUCCGUGUCGAGAGUGCCUGAAACCCCUUGCAAGAGCGAGGCAAGGUAUACAAAAUCUACUGGGAAGCAGGUUGGUACAGAGAAGGACAUGGACAGGAAGCUGAUGCCUCCACCAAUGAUUCCUGCAAAGCGUCCUGCACCUUCUAGUCGCCUUGGAUGUCAAGCGCGACCCACGCCACCAAAGUUUGCCCAUGGAAUCAGUAUUGCCGAUCUCGAGUGUUUGGCGGGUGAAGACAUUCAGUUGAGCCAGUUCGGAGACGUUUGA
Messenger RNA from Aureobasidium pullulans EXF-150, 984 nucleotides. RefSeq lists its product as uncharacterized. Lineage: Eukaryota; Fungi; Ascomycota; Dothideomycetes; Dothideales; Saccotheciaceae. The transcript has a single exon. The coding region runs from base 1 to 984 and encodes 327 amino acids. The record is from RefSeq and is a predicted model, not a curated record.